CUGAUUCUCAGAUUCUCUCAAUUGCUGGCUGCCGGGCUGCUAAACGGCCUACAGCGACGACCUGGACAUCCCUCGGUGAGAGAAGUGGACAGUUGAAGCCGACAAUGGCCCAAGACCAACCGCGCGCCAAGAAAGCACCAAGGUCAUGGGACGCCCUCACACCAAGUCUCGCGCAAUGGAUCCUCGACUACCUUUCGUCAAUGGGCUUUGAACACCCCACGCCUGUGCAAAAGUCAUGCCUCGAAAUCUUUCGCGGCAACAAGGACGUGGUUGUGGAAGCCGUCACUGGCAGUGGCAAGACGCUUGCCUUUUUGAUACCUGUUGUCGAGAAACUCCUGCGCGGCGAUGAGCCGGCGAAACGACACCAUGUCCAGGGCGUCAUUAUCUCCCCGACUCGGGAGCUCGCGUCGCAGAUCUACAAUGUCCUCGUUUCGCUCAUCAAAUUCCACGCCCCGUCUUCCGAGCUCCUACCAUAUGCCAAAGGCGAUGAGAAGCGGCCCACUACAACUGCGCCGGUUAUUGUUCCUCAACUCCUGGUAGGGGGGACAACAAAAGCCGCCGAGGACCUUAGCGCAUUUCUCCGCCUGUCGCCUAAUCUCCUCAUAGGCACUCCCGGACGGCUAGCGGAGCUCUUGUCGAGCCCGUACGUCAAGGCGCCCUCGUCUUCGUUCGAGGUUUUAGUCAUGGACGAAGCCGACCGAUUGCUCGACCUCGGCUUCUCCCAGGAGCUCACGCGGAUUCUGGGAUACCUCCCUAAACAGCGCCGUACGGGGCUGUUCAGUGCUUCACUGAGCGAAGCCGUAGAGAGGCUUAUUACCGUGGGGCUAUUAUACCCGCAUAAAAUCACGGUGAGGGUAAAGAGUCUGAAAGAUGGCGGCGUCAUCCAGGAGAGGAAAACCCCCAUGUCGCUUCAAAUGUCCUACAUCGUAAUACCCGCGAGCCAGAAAAUCCCCGCGCUAUGCCAACUCCUGGAGAAGCUCGAACCCCGGCCGUCGCGCUCAAUCGUCUUCUUCUCCACCUGCUUCGCCGUCAAGUAUUUCGCCCGCGUCCUGCACGGCGUGCUCCCCUCAGCCUUCUCCAUCACCUCUCUGCACGGCAAACUAGAGCCCCAAGUCCGCGAAAAGAACUUUGAGCGCUUCGUCAACGCCACCUCCCCGACCGUCCUGCUCACUACCGACAUCGCCGCGCGCGGCCUCGACAUCCCACAGGUCGAUCUCGUCGUCCAGCACGACCCGCCAACCGACACCAAAGUCUUCAUCCACCGGUGCGGGCGGGCCGGACGGGCCGGGCGCCGCGGCUUAGCCGUCGUGAUGCUCCAGCCGGGCCGCGAGGAAGGGUACGUGCAGCUGCUCGAAGUCCGGCAGACGCCCAUCUCGCCUCUGGAGAACCCAACCAUAUCCGUCUCAGCCGAGGAGGCCGAGCAGACAGCGGCCAAGAUCCGCGCGCAGGCCCGCGCCGACCGCGAGGUGUUCCAGCUCGCGCAGCGCGCCUUUGUCAGCUGGGCGCGCAGCUACAUCGAGCACCAAGCCAGCUCCAUCUUCCGCGUGUCCGACCUCGACUGGGUUGAUCUUGCGAAGGGGUACGGCCUGCUCGAGCUGCCCAAGAUGCCCGAGGUGAGGGGCCUGGACCGGUCGUUAGGCCUGGGCAUUGAUACUGAAAGCAUCCCGUUCCGCGAUAAGGCGAGGGAGAAGAAGAGGCUUGAGGAGCUGGCAAGGUGGAAGGCGGAGAAGGCGGAGCGGCAGGCGGCGGCGGCGGAGGCUAAUGGGCAGGCGGAGGGUUCGUUGAAGAGGAAAAAGAACGAGGCAUGGAGUGGUAAGCAUGAGCAGGAGGAUUUGAAGGUUGCUAGGAGGGAGAAGAAGCGCCGGAAGAGGGAGGCGCAAAGGUUGAGUCGUAUGACGGAGAAGGAGAGGGAGGAGCAGAAGCAGUUGGAGGCGUUGAUUGGUGAGGUGAGGAGGAGGAAUGAAGAGCAGGUUGGGAAAGGGGGGGAUGAUGAUGAGUUUGAUGGGUUCGAUGAUUAG
This is a messenger RNA of Canariomyces notabilis, 2018 nucleotides long. RefSeq names its product DEAD-domain-containing protein. Gene Ontology annotation, cellular component: nucleolus. The coding region runs from base 105 to 2018 and encodes 637 amino acids. The transcript has 2 exons. Gene Ontology annotation, molecular function: nucleic acid binding; ATP binding. The record is from RefSeq and is a predicted model, not a curated record. Lineage: Eukaryota; Fungi; Ascomycota; Sordariomycetes; Sordariales; Chaetomiaceae.